CUGGCCGCUAAACUUCCUGCGGCCUUUGUACACACGACCGAAUGACCCUUCGCCGAUAACCUCCAAAAUAUGGUACUGAUCCAUUAUCAACGAUGAAGCCUUGACCCAGAGGAACAGUCCGGUGACUUUUCAGAAUGGAGAGAGGUGUGUUUUUCUGUGGCUGGAAAGCUGUGACAGACCGCAAGUCUCUGUCUGAGAACCAGGAACCGAAGUCAGGCCGGGUAUAUACAAUGUACCACGGCACACAUCUGAGUAACGCAAAAACCAUCAUUAAUGAGGGAUUUGAACCCUCCAAGACCGGAAUGCUGGGCCGCGGGGUUUAUGUCAGCCGUAACAUUAAGAAAGCCAAAUGUUACCCACUAAACACGGAUAAGAACGACAAAGUCGUUUUCAAAUUGAAGGUGCGUGUGGGAAAAGUAAAGAAAAUAGACUGUGACAAUCAUGAGCUCCAGAAAUCGUGGCACGAGAACGGGUACGACUGCGCCUGGGUUCCACCACACAGCAAUAUCUCUAGCAUCAAGUCUGGUCGUGAGGAGGACUGUGUCUGGGACCCCAAGCGCAUCACUGUGAUUGACGUGGCGUGCUGUGUGGAUGACGCCAAACGCAAGGAGCUUCGACGGAUGAUUCGCAGUAAGCUGAAAACCGAAGGCUGCAGUCUUUGCCAUGUCAACGCCUCUGAUAGCCAUGAUAUUGAGCGGUGCUGGGAGUGCCAGGAAGACAUCUGUCCUUUUCAGUCAAAACACGUGUGUAAAGGCAGAAAGUUCAGAGAAGGAGACAUGUAACUAUCACCCUGUAUCUUUCUAGAUUAGGAAUAGAUCCCCAGACCUCAGUGUUUCUGACAUCUGUGUUAAAACCAUAUGAGUUUAAUUUAUGUAAAUGCUACUUAUGUCAUUUAUCUCUCUUUUGUUUGUAUUCGUGUUAAAAAUGUGUAGGCUACUAUUCAUUAGCAUUAAAGUUUCAUAGUAUCAAAUUAUGUAAGCUGAGACACAUUGUUCUUAUAUUUUUAUGUUACUAUGAUGAACUGCUCUGUUAAAUGUCCAUUCUGUCAUUUUUUUUUUAUUUAUUUGUUUUUCUGUGGAGCCACUUAAAUCACUAAAAAUCAGAAUCAUUCAUAAUCUGACUUUGAGGCAGACAAUGAAUGCAUAAUUCAAACUAUUAUAUUUAAUUCUUAAAACAUUUUUACACAUUGCAUGUAUUUUUACUUUUUUUUAAAUAAUCUUUGUUAUUAUAAUUGUUACAGUUAUAAAGGUUUUAUGCACUUCCAAAAAUGAAAUUCAGUGUCAGUAAUUCUAUCAAUUCGUCUUCAAAUAUUUAGGCCACUGCAAAUCUGCAAUGAUUUUUCAUUACCUUUAAAUUUGUUUAAAUAGACCAAAUGUUGUUCAUUGUAAUGGAGAUUAGAAUAAAAAAUAUAGGCCUAGGCUAUAAAAUCCUCACAAACUGUUUUUUAAUUGGUUACCAUGUAUCACCUAUAGAGCAAAAAUAAAACGGUCAU
Molecule: messenger RNA, 1492 nt
Organism: Labeo rohita (rohu)
Lineage: Eukaryota; Metazoa; Chordata; Actinopteri; Cypriniformes; Cyprinidae
Gene: gig2o
Product: grass carp reovirus (GCRV)-induced gene 2o
Exons: 2
Coding region: 135-782 (215 amino acids)
Cellular component (GO): cytoplasm
Molecular function (GO): NAD+ poly-ADP-ribosyltransferase activity
Source: RefSeq, a predicted model, not a curated record